Molecule: messenger RNA, 987 nt
Organism: Penicillium longicatenatum
Lineage: Eukaryota; Fungi; Ascomycota; Eurotiomycetes; Eurotiales; Aspergillaceae
Product: basic helix-loop-helix domain-containing protein
Exons: 2
Coding region: 1-987 (328 amino acids)
Molecular function (GO): protein dimerization activity
Source: RefSeq, a predicted model, not a curated record
AUGGAAGACAAAGCGACUAUACUCACGAAUGCUCCAGUGUCCAUGGCUCAAGCAGACCCUGUGAGGCCAAAAAAGAAACGCAUUCGGAACUGGACCGCGGAGGAUAGAGCCAUCCACCGUGAAUUUGAAAAGUCCCGCCGGGAGGCCUUUGGUGUGCGUUUGAUGGAGCUAACAAAGUUACUUCCCUUGCUCCGGGAAGAAACACGGCCCUCGAAGCAUAUUAUUGUGGACGCGAGUAUAUCUCAUCACAAGACCCAACAAGCAAGAUGCGAUCAAGCCACUAGCGCAAUUAAAGCACUAAUUGCCGAGCGUGAUGAUCUGCUUAAAGAGGUCAACAGCCUGCGAUCUUUGUGUCAACCUGGUACUUCUGUCCCGCGACAAGCUCGGCCAAUUGAUCCCGCUGUCCUCGACCUUUUGAGAGAGAGUGAUGAGCCAGAUCCGGAUCAAAUCUGGCCAUCUGCGGUAAAUAGCUCUAUCGAGGCACAGUCAGACCAGACAUCUUCAUCUUCUUUCCCGCUAGCACCGUUCUUACCUGUCUCAGGCGAGGGGCCGCCUCAAGUGCCAGCUCAUCACGACCCAACCAUCCUACUAAGUUCACCAACGGCAUAUAACUCAACGGAAUGGGCUUGGCCUAACUCCCAUACAGCUCCUGCUGCCGUGACAUUGGGUUCAUUCCAGGAUCCUGCUUUUAUAUGGAACCAAUCCUCCGGCGUAUCCGCAACAACGCGACCGAAAGAUGUCGAUCCAAGACAUAAUAAUGGGCCCUCCUAUCUUGUUAGAGACUCUGCAUCGUUCUGGACUCAGCAUCCAGGUGUGUUGACAACAACACCUCCUGAAGACCCUCCUCAAGAUGGCGAUUUCCAAUAUGACAACAAUCCUUCGGUUUUACCCGUUGAUGAAUCACUGCUAUGGCCCCCGAACAUUGGGAUCACCCCUAUGCCAGCAACGGAGAAUAGGCAUGCAAUAUCUUCAGGUCAAACAUUUUAG